Molecule: messenger RNA, 2889 nt
Organism: Colletotrichum destructivum
Lineage: Eukaryota; Fungi; Ascomycota; Sordariomycetes; Glomerellales; Glomerellaceae
Product: Putative major facilitator, sugar transporter, major facilitator superfamily
Exons: 4
Coding region: 1027-2727 (566 amino acids)
Biological process (GO): carbohydrate transport; transmembrane transport
Cellular component (GO): membrane
Molecular function (GO): carbohydrate:proton symporter activity
Source: RefSeq, a predicted model, not a curated record
ACAGAGGCAACGAUUCCAUUCAACACCAACAACUACCGAUACCAUCGCCAACACCACCACUGUCUGCCGACAUCAUUAUCCACCGUCACAACCAUCGUCACCACCACCACCACCACCACCACCUUCAAUAUCCACCACACCAUGGACUUCUCCCCGGUGGCUUGCUCCCAGCGCCAGACUCAUCCGUCCACAUGACCGUCCAUCAAGCACAGACUUCUGUUCCCCCGCACGCUAGACGCCGCCAAACAAACUCAAUGGCAGCAACCAGUUCACAUCGCCGUCCCAACCCAGCGGACGCGGCCACAUGUCCAGGCACCCUGUCAUGAAUCGAACCAAACCCCUCCUCGCGAGUCGCACCCCUCCCGAAUUGUCAUGUCGCUAUACCUCAUUUCGACGAGUCAAACACCAAAGUCCACGACGAACGGGCGUCUAUCGCCGGGGAGAGCCCCAAUCCCCUUUUCUCCCCUCAAUGGACAAUGCCGCUCCCAUAUCCCUUCGCGACGGCCUCGGCAUCGGCAUCCCUGACCAAGUUUCCUCGUUUCACCGUCUUCCCAACCACCCCCCCGGCGCAGACACUCGACGUUCAUUAGCUGAGGGCCCGGAAGAUUGCGCUUGGCUCUCGAAUAAUUAAUUGCGAAAAAGACGCGGUGCUCAACCUGAACAAUCAACAAUCUCUCGCCUUUCCCCCCGUCCCUCCCGGCGCCCCAGUCUUUCCUCGCUCUUCGUCAAAAUUCGAGCCCUUUCUUUUGUGGGCUUCCCCUUGGAUGCCGUCGCUGCCGUCCCACAAACCGCACCUAGCGCCCCCGACUUCGAAUAUUUCUUAAAGUCGCGAUUCCCUCCAUCCGAUCUCCCCACCCACAUCAACAUCCGACGAUCUCUCACCAGCGUCGUUUGCUCAGUUUUGGCCGCAUUGACCUUGUAUCCAUCUCUCUCUUCUGUCUGCGCAACAGUUCUCGGUCCGCAGCAGAUAGCCAGACAGACAAGAAGCACGCGACACGGCUCAGCGCAUCACUAUCGGCCCGCACGAUGGAGUCCAAAACGUCCCCGCAGGAUGAUGUCGUCGCCGCCGCCGCCGACCGCCACUCGGUCGACGCUGGCGACCACCACGCUGCCAAGCUCGCUAGUACCUUUGUUCAGAACGCCAAAUCCGCCUCGGACAAGGAGCACGCCAUGACGCUGGCCCAGGGCAUCAAGCUGUACCCCAAGGCUAUCGCUUGGAGUGUCCUCAUCUCCACCUGCAUCGCCAUGGAGGGCUACGACAUCAGCCUCGUCAGCAACUUCUACGCAUUUCCCCAAUUCAACGAAAAAUACGGCGCCCUCACCGCCGACGGCUCCUACCAGAUCUCGGCCCCUUGGCAGGCCGGCCUUAGCAAUGGUGCCAUGGUCGGCGAGAUCAUCGGCCUCUUCAUCAACGGAUGGGUCUCGGAACGCUUCGGCUACAGGUGGACCGUCAUUGUCUGCCUCGGCCUGGUCGCUGCCUUCACCACGAUCUUUUUCACCGCCCAGAACGUCCAGACCCUACUUGCCGCCAGCAUCCUGUGCGGUAUCCCCUGGGGCGUCUUCCAGACCCUGUGCAUCACCUACGCCUCCGAGGUCUGCCCGGUCGCCCUGCGUGGCUACCUGACCACCUACGUCAACUUCUGUUGGGGCCUCGGUCAGGAGAUUGGAAUUGCCGUCAUUAUCUCGAUGCUCGACCGUAACGACGAGUGGGCGUACCGCAUUCCCUAUGCGCUGCAGUGGAUGUGGCCGGUGCCGCUGGCCAUCGGCAUCUACUUCGCGCCCGAGUCACCCUGGUGGCUGGUGCGCAAGGGCAAGAUCGACGAGGCCAAGAAGUCGCUGCUGCGCCUGACGAGCAAGGGUAGAGAGUCCAACUUUGACGCCGACGAGACGGUCGCCAUGAUGGUGCACACCAACGCCCUCGAGGAAAAAAUCACUGAGGGCGCCUCUUAUCUUGACUGCUUCAAAGGCGUAGACCUGCGCCGCACCGAGGUCGUGUGCAUGGUCUGGGCCAUUCAGAACCUCAGCGGCAACUCCUUUUCCAACUACUCUACGUACUUCCUCAAGCAAGCCGGUCUCUCGACGAGAAACUCGUACUAUUUCGCCCUCGGACAGUACGCCAUCAACAUGGUCGGUGUCUUUGGCGCCUGGUUCCUCAUGUCGUGGGGCAUCGGCCGCCGCACGCUGUACCUCUACGGUCUCACCGGCCUGUGCAGCAUGCUCAUGAUUCUCGGCUUCCUGGGCCUCGUUCCCGAGGAGAACCGCGACAAGGGCGCGCUGGCAACGGGCAGCAUCAUGAUGGUCUGGGCUCUCUUCUACCAGCUCACGGUCGGCACGGUGGCCUACUCGCUCGUCAGCGAGCUGCCGUCGCGUCGUCUGCAGAUCAAGACGGUUGUCCUGGGACGCAACCUAUACAACAUUGUCGGCAUCAUAAACAACGUCCUGAGCCCUUACAUGCUGAACCCCACGGCGUGGAACUGGCAAAACUACACAGGCUUCUUCUGGGGCGGCAUCUGCUUCCUUUGCCUCGUCUACACGUACUUCCGGGUGCCGGAGCCGCGCGGGCGCACCUAUGCCGAGCUGGACAAGCUAUUUGAGCAAGAGAUCAGCGCCCGCAAAUUUGAGGGCACCAAGGUCGACGUGUUCGAGGAUGAGGUCGACGAGAAGGCGAUGAAUAACUACCACCAGCAGAUCCGCGUCUCGCACUCGGAGAAGGACGUACGGGUGUGAAGGGACGAAGGAUGGAUGGAUGGAGAAACCGAACGGCAAAGAGGAGGGAGACUCAAGGAGUCCCAACGACUGAUGGGCAAACGCAAGAGAACGUAAUGUUGUGACGCAUGUAUAUCUAAUUCCGACGACGUAAAUGAAAUGUACGAAAUUGUUAAUCCGCUU